Acomys russatus (golden spiny mouse) is the source of this 1155-nucleotide messenger RNA. It is a transcript of the gene Rab18, whose product is annotated as RAB18, member RAS oncogene family. The record is from RefSeq and is a predicted model, not a curated record. Lineage: Eukaryota; Metazoa; Chordata; Mammalia; Rodentia; Muridae. The transcript is spliced from 7 exons. Gene Ontology annotation, molecular function: GTPase activity; GTP binding. The coding region runs from base 139 to 759 and encodes 206 amino acids.
CGGGCGAGCUGUAUCCUCCGCUGUCUUGUCGGAGAGGGAGGCCGUGGUCGCGGAGGUGCGCAUGCGCGGCCCGCCUUCGCCGGACUCCGAGGAACGCUGAGUGGGACGGGGGCAGGGUCGGAGUAGAGCGGGCGCAGGAUGGACGAGGACGUGCUGACCACUCUGAAGAUCCUCAUCAUCGGCGAGAGUGGGGUGGGCAAGUCCAGCCUGCUCCUGAGGUUCACAGAUGACACCUUCGAUCCAGAGCUUGCAGCAACAAUAGGUGUUGACUUUAAGGUGAAAACUAUUUCAGUGGAUGGAAAUAAGGCUAAACUUGCAAUAUGGGACACAGCUGGUCAAGAAAGGUUCAGAACAUUAACUCCCAGCUAUUACAGAGGUGCACAGGGAGUUAUAUUAGUUUAUGAUGUCACAAGAAGAGACACGUUUGUUAAACUGGAUAAUUGGUUAAAUGAAUUGGAGACAUACUGUACAAGAAAUGACAUAGUAAACAUGCUAGUUGGAAAUAAAAUUGAUAAGGAAAAUCGUGAAGUUGAUAGAAACGAAGGCCUGAAAUUUGCACGCAAGCAUUCUAUGUUGUUUAUAGAGGCAAGCGCAAAAACCUGUGAUGGUGUUCAGUGUGCCUUUGAGGAGCUUGUUGAAAAGAUCAUUCAGACACCUGGACUGUGGGAGAGUGAGAACCAGAACAAAGGAGUCCAGCUGUCACACAGGGGAGAAAGCCACGGAGGAGGAGCCUGUGGCGGUUACUGCUCUGUGCUAUAAACUCUGGGAAUUCCUUCUCUUGCAUAUUUGAUCAGAUAGUGACAUCUUUCUGUAUAUAAACUCUUAACUGCUAUUAGGGACCCUGCAGUUUGCACAUAAUUGUUUUUAUCAUGGCAGUGAGUAUUUGCAAGAAACCCCCUCAUUGGCUUUCCCAGGUGAAAUGUUAUGGUAAGCAUGCACAGUUUGCAGUCUAUAGUAUUUUGGUUUUUGUUUUGUUUUGUUUUGUUAAUGUAACAUAAAAUAGGUGUGCCUUCAUGAGUACAUUUGAUUUUAUGAUUUACAUUUAUCAUGUCAUUUAAGGAAAAACAUCAUCUGUCUAGUAUGUGUUGCUGCAAGUCUGCUUUUUUUUCUUCCUUUUGCUUAAUUACUGAAUUACUUGGUAUGUAGAACUAGAAC